CACAAUUCUUCUUCCUCAACAACCCAAAACAUUGACAGCCUCUAUGAGUUUUACAAUGAUGAGAGGUGCUACUUCGACCGGAGUAGUAGCAGUCAUGGUAAUGGUAAUGAUGCUUGUGGUAUUUAAUCAAGUAGAGAGUGCUAUUGUGAAUGCUUCAUCAUCAUCAAACAAAAAGUCUUGUGAUAUUUAUAGAGGAAGUUGGAUCUACGACACAUCUUACCCUCUCUAUGAUUCCAAGUCUUGCCCUUUCAUCCAGAAACAGUUUAACUGCAAGCCUAAUGGUCGCCCCGACAGUGAUUACCUCAAGUAUCGUUGGCAACCAACCGGAUGCAAUAUCCCAAGAUUCAACGGCUCAGAUUUUCUGGAAAGAAUAAUGAGAGGUAAGAGAUUGAUGUUCGUUGGAGACUCAUUGAGUCUAAACCAAUGGCAGUCUCUCACGUGUUUGCUCCACAACGCCGUACCAAAAGCUUUCUACACCAUGACUCGUUCCCCUUCUGGCCUCUCCACCUUCUCAUUUCCCGCUUACAAUGCAACGAUUAUGUUCUCAAGAAACGCGUUUCUAGUGGAUUUAGUGGGAGCCCCACCAAAGCGACUGAUGAAGCUCGAUUCAAUCUCGAGUGGUUCGCUGUGGAAAACCGCAGACGUUUUGGUCUUCAACUCUUGGCAUUGGUGGCUUCACGCCAACCGAAAACAACCAUGGGACGCAGUUACGUCUGGGAAUGUAACGGUUAGAGACAUGGACCGAUUAUUGGCGUAUAAGAAAGCAAUUAGGACUUGGGCUAAGUGGAUUGAUCAAAACAUUGAUCCUUCCAAAACCAAAGUCUUCUUCCAAGGUGUCUCUCCUGACCAUGCCAACUCAAGCGAUUGGUCGAAGCAAGGUGGUAAAGGCAGCUGCAUAGGAGAAACAAAGCCGGUUAUGGGAUUGAAGUAUCGGGCGGGACCACACAGAGCGGAGGUGGUGGUGGAGAAAGUGAUCAAGACGAUGAAGAAUCCGGCGAGGUUAAUGGACGUGACAUUGAUGUCACAGCUAAGGAAAGAUGGACAUCCUUCGGUAUAUGGAUUUGGAGGUCACAGGGUCCCGGACUGUAGCCACUGGUGCCUUGCUGGAGUUCCAGAUAGCUGGAACCAGCUCUUCUACUAUGAGUUGUUGCAUUCUUAAUUGAUGGAAGAUGAUGAUGGAUAGAGACUAGAGUCACGAAUUGAAUUUAUAGGCUAUAGCCUCAUUCAUUAUGUAUGUAUGGAGAUGUUUGUUUUGAUUGAUGUGUGUCUUUUAAGUUAUUUAGGUUGUUGGACUUUUGGUUAUAACUUAUAUCGACAAUCAUAAUAUAUAAAAUAAAACUAGUGUGG
Thlaspi arvense is the source of this 1347-nucleotide messenger RNA. The record is from the annotation of a GenBank genome assembly. NCBI's taxonomy places the organism in Eukaryota, Viridiplantae, Streptophyta, Magnoliopsida, Brassicales, Brassicaceae.